CAAACCUAACAGUAUCGACCUGGGACGAAGAAAAGUAGACCAAACCAGAAACCACAUCGCAUACGAACACGACUCUAAACCACCCCAUACCCAGCCCGAAGCUACGUUUCCGCGACAAUAAACGGCGGCAGUCCAUCGAUUGCUGGACUACCGAACCGAACCAUGAUCCCAUCCAUGCGCCGCGCAAAGCGGCCGCGGCCCCUUGGCGAUCUCCCACGAAACUGGGCGGACCUCGGGGACGGGCCGGCCGGCCUGAUCGCCGAGCUCGCCCUCGCCAACGACGUGGCCGACUACGUCCGCUUCCGGGCCGUGUGCCGGCCGUGGCGCCGGUGCUCGCCGGACCCGUGCGCCGGCGGCCUGAACUAUCGCUUCCUCCCCCGCCGGUGGAUAAUGAUCGACAAGGCUGUUGCCGGGCCUCGCCGCCAUCGCUUCCUCAACGUAUCCACCGGCGAGCGCAUCCAUAUGGACAUAUUGGAGUUUGCCCAGCACAAGCUGCUCGCGCUCACCCCGGAAGGCCUCCUGCUGCUGCUCCACGAGCCCACCCUGGCCGCCCGCCUGCUCAACCCGCUCACGCGCCAGCUCACCGAUCUCCCGCCGGCGACCGCGCUCUUCACACCAGAGCAGCAUCGACAUAGGGCCUUAGGUUUCAAGACGGAGCUUGAUGUGACCGGCGUUGGCCUUUUUGUGGCGGCGGCAACGGCAGACGCGUCCACGGUGUCGGUGGCGAUCAGCUUCUGCCGUCCCAGGGUGAUCGCCGUCGCCAAGCCCGGCGACGAGAGCUGGACCGUCGUCGAGUACGACGAGCACAUGGAUUCGGCCCUGCCUUUUGCGGGCCGCUUCUACUGCGCCACCUGGAAGGGCGUCAUGGUGCUGGACAUGGGCUCAGAUGAGCAGCCGCCACGGCUCCAGAUGGUCGCCGACAGGAGGGAGGCCUUCUUCUUCGUCCAUAUGUCGGAGAGCCUCCACCUGGUGGACAACGGCGGGGAGCUGAUGCUGGUGCACCGGAGGAUGCGGCGCAACCACUACGUUGAGUUUCACAGGCAGUACGAUGCCUACAAGGUGGAUCUGGAAGCCGGGGCCCUGGUCCGGGCCAAGGGCUUCAACGGGCGCGCCGUGUUCAUCGGCAUGCACCGCGCGAUUUCCGUGUCAGCUCAGGCCACCUUUCUCUCUGUCAAAGCCGAUACGGUUUACAAAUGUGGCGUGCGGACGGAGGCGUACAAUAUCGCAGAUGGAAGCAGAUGCGGCCGGAUCACGGAUGCCGAGGUCAACUUUCUAGCCCACUGCAUCCAGGGCGUCGGCAAGCAACUUGCCUGAGCAAAGUCAACUUUUCUUUUCUACCAGAUGUGUGAUGUCCUUUCAUCAUACAUAAUAAAGUAGCAAAAUAGUAUGUUCUGUAAUACCCCUUCCGUCGAGUGCGGACGUUUGGAGCUCGGCCUCCAUGGAGGCCGAAAUUUUUAAAUAAUUCAAAAUUCAAAUUUUUU
Molecule: messenger RNA, 1481 nt
Organism: Hordeum vulgare subsp. vulgare (domesticated barley)
Lineage: Eukaryota; Viridiplantae; Streptophyta; Magnoliopsida; Poales; Poaceae
Exons: 1
Coding region: 163-1314 (383 amino acids)
Source: RefSeq, a predicted model, not a curated record